ACUCCGGUAUCACAUGAACGAGCCCGGACCAAUCCACACACAGCCCUAUCGAAGCACUCGGUUCCUCCACCGAGAUAGGGAGGAAAAAAAAGACAGAAAAGGGAACCAUGACUCCGAGCAUCUGAAGAACAAAUAAAACACGGAGAAUCGAACACACUUGUGGAUCUAGUACCUGGUUAUUGUUUCACAUUUGAAGCGGGGAGACUGGAAUAAUAUGCAGUGGAGAGAGGCGGAAUGGAUACGGCAAUGGCCCGAACAUAUUGAAUAGCUUGCGACGCGCAAAGGAAAGACAUUAUACUUUAUCGAACCUUCCUCAUCUUGACGGGCUUAUUUAAUGGCUUCAAUCCUCGCCGUCACCGACCCUUGUCUUUUCCGUACCACUGCCGAGGUCGAAUCACGGUGGAUCGCGUGAGCCUCUAUAUGCCAAACACAGGGAACGACCAUUAUUCGGCCUCGAAAUCAAAAGACAGCCACCUGAUCUGAUCCAACGCCGUCGAUUUUCGCUGAGGGGAAACAUGGAUUUUAACGGGAGCGGUGGGGGAAAUGAACUGCACAACAAUCAGUUUUAUCCGUUCGAAGAGAGCAAGCCUCUACUGGGGGAAAUGUCCACGCCGCAGCCGGAGGGGAAUAAUAAUCACAAAGCGGGGCCCUGCAGCAAGAGGAGCCUUUUACACAGCAGCAGCGGUAUGAGAUACAAAUUGCUCCAGGAGGGAGACAUCCAGGUGUGCGUGGUCAAACAUCCACGGACCUUCCUCAGUAAGAUCCUCACCUCCAAAUUUUUACGGAGGUGGGAGCCGCACCACCUCACCUUGACGGACAGCAGCCUGGUCUCUGCCACGCCCACAGGAUACAUGGAGGCCCCUCUGUCUUACAGCACUAUAGAGGACCUGCAGCUGUUGUCCUGGGACAAUGCCCCCAAAUACUGUGUUCAGCUAAGCUUUCCUGGAGGGACGGUCCUCCUGCAGGCUGCUAACAGCUAUCUGCGGGACCAGUGGUUUCACUCUAUACAGUGGAAGAAAAAGAUCUACAAGUACCGCAAGGUUCUGAAUAACCCGAGCCGCUGGGAUGUGGUUCUGAAGGAGAUCAGGGCCCUGGUGGACAUGGCCCUCACUUCACCCCUGCAGGACGAAUCCAUCCAUCAGGCACCACUGCACAUUAUCUCCACCCUGCUUGCUGAGAACACUAACCUCAGCGCUCAGGACCAUGAGAACAUCAUUGUGGCCAUCGCACCCCUGCUGGAGAAUAACCACCCUCCUCCUGACCUGUGUGAAUUCUUCUGCAAGCACUGUAGGGAGCGUCCUCGGUCGAUGGUGGUGAUUGAAGUGUUCACUCCUGUGGUUCAGAGAAUCCUCAAACACAACAUGGACUUUGGGAAAUGCCCCAGACUCCGUCUCUUUACUCAGGAGUAUAUUUUGGCUCUGAAUGAACUUAACGCUGGCAUGGAAGUGGUCAAGAAGUUCAUUCACAGCAUGCACGGUCCCACCGGACAGUGCCCUCAUCCUCGGGUUCUCCCCAAUCUCGUGGCGGUGUGCCUCGCUGCCAUCUACUCUUGCUACGAAGAGUUCAUCAACAGUCGGGACAACUCUCCCAGUCUCAAGGAAAUCCGAAAUGGUUGUCAGCAGCAGAGCGAGAGGAAACCGCCCAUGCCUUUGCGGCUGCUGCGGCCCGAGCCGCCCACGCCACCCCUGACCACCACCCUGUCUCCGCCCCCGGCCCUGCCCCUCUCACCCCCACCUUCCAUCGUCAAUUCCAGCGAGAUCCUGGUGGAGCUGGAGCGCAACAACAACACCGCUAACACACUGCGCAAGGCCCCUGCGGAGGGCGAUAGCGAGCCCAACCUGAUCGACUGUCUACUGGUCAGCCCCGCGCUCAACGCCCUGUCCAUUCAGCUGCCUGCCCACGCCGACAGAGUGCUGGGCUGUUUCGCCCUCAUCCUCAAGAUGCUAUCGGACUACGAUGACUGGAGACCAGCACUGGCCAGCCUGCUUCAACCCAUCCCCUUCCCGAAAGAGGCCCUUGCACAUGCCAAAUUUACAAAAGAGCUGAAAUAUGUCAUUCAGAGGUUCGCUGAAGAUCCCAGACAAGAGGUCCACUCCUGUUUGCUCAGCGUGCGCUCUGGAAAAGACGGGUGGUUCCAGCUGUACAGUCCAGGAGGCGUAGCUUGCGAUGAUGACGGAGAGUUGUUUGCUAGCAUGGUCCACAUCCUCAUGGGCUCCUGCUACAAGACGAAGAAAUUUCUACUGUCGCUGGCUGAAAAUAAACUGGGACCCUGUAUGCUCUUGGCCCUGCGGGGGAACCAGACCAUGGUGGAGAUCCUGUGUUUGAUGCUGGAGUAUAACAUCAUAGAGAACAAGGACACUCAGCUACAAAUCAUCUCCACCCUGGAGAGCACCCAGGUUGGCCUGCGCAUGUAUGAGCAGCUGUGCGACAGGCAGAGAGAACUUAAAGAACUGCAAAGAAAAGGAGGCCCUACUCGACUCACUCUGCCCUCUAAAUCUACGGAUGCUGACUUGGCUCGUCUACUGAGCUCCGGUUCCUUCGGCAAUCUGGAGAACCUCAGCCUGGCGUUUACCAACGUCACCAGUGCCUGCGCCGAACAGCUCAUCAAACUGCCAUCCCUCAAACAGCUCAACCUGUGGUCCACCCAGUUUGGAGAUGCAGGGCUCCGUCUGCUAUCAGAGCAUCUGGCCUGUCUGCAGGUUUUGAACUUGUGUGAGACUCCAGUCACAGACGCUGGCCUGCUCUCCCUCAGCUCUAUGAAAAGCCUGUGCAGCCUGAAUAUGAACAGUACUAAACUCACAGCGGACACCUAUGAGGACCUGAAGGCCAAACUACCCAAUCUAAAGGAAGUUGACGUUCGCUACACAGAGGCGUGGUGAACGCAAUGCUCGAGGAGAUUUAUAGACACAGGAAAUGGCUGACACAUCAUCCGAACACAACAUAAUCAAGAAACGAGGACUGUAUUUAUAGGAACUGUCAUUCAAACGACAAGGACCUUCUGAAAAUAUCAUAAACGUUUAAGAAUCGUCUAGUGUCUCAUCUGAAUACAAGGACGCUCUUUGCAGCGGCAUCAAAAUGCAAGAAUAUGUCCCAUGACAUCAUCAGACAGCACAGGAACCUUUCUAAUGACAUCACCUGGGGACUUUUUCUCUUUCUCGCCUUGAUCUGAAACCCCUCGGAGGAACCAUGUCCCUCGUUUUAACCUGUAACUGGCGUCCCUUUUUCUUUUUUUCUUUUUGUCCCCAUAGAAGACAAAGACAGUUGAUUUCUCCCUUUCUCCUUGAACCACCUGGAGCCAAUUCCCCUGUGGUACCAGCGUCUGGUGAAGGCCUGAAUAUUCAGAGCCACAUUCCAGUACAGUUUUGAUAUCACCUCCUGUGUGGAAAGCCAUUUUCCACAUGGUUUUUGUUUUAGUUUUUCUGUUCUUGUUACAUGUGUGCUUGGUCCUCUCGGUUCAGAGUCUGUCAUUUUUGCAUCCUCACAGAGAUUUUUUGUGUAAAAUGUGUCUGUUAACAAUGUUCACUUCUUGACAUGUUCAUCUCUAUAUCUCUAUCGCUCUGAAAAUCAUUUUUUAUCAACUUGAAUAAGCAUAUUUUUCCAUACACUGCUUUCAUAUAUAUGUGUGUUUGUAAAGAAAAUCGACGUAUCCCCAUUUUUAAUGCAAACAUUUCAGGGGCUUCGCUCAAAAAAAAAAAAAAGAAAAA
Megalobrama amblycephala (Wuchang bream) is the source of this 3704-nucleotide messenger RNA. Its product is annotated as c-Maf inducing protein. Lineage: Eukaryota; Metazoa; Chordata; Actinopteri; Cypriniformes; Xenocyprididae. The record is from RefSeq and is a predicted model, not a curated record. The transcript is spliced from 21 exons. Bases 516 to 2879 code for a protein of 787 amino acids. Gene Ontology annotation, cellular component: cytosol; nucleoplasm.